UGCAGUAUUCUUUAUGCACACACCUGCGAAAUCCGAACGCGUUCCCCAGGUUUUCACAACUGUUGUAUAACUAGGCGCCAUGGCGGACAGAGAUAAGAUGGCGAAGUAUCGCACCGAGAUUCAGCAGGUACAUACGAAAUGUAUCCCUUCAUAGGGGUAAACUUUUAGAGAUGACCUCCCUGUCCCUGGAGGCUGUCUGUUCUCUCACUUGUUUCGACACCAGCACUUGAAGCUCCUUUCACCGCACUGAGUCUGCAAUUUGCAAUUAUUUUUUUUCGCGCUUCACUGUAGAAUUCUCUCAAUAUUGGCGCGUCACCGCUCCCCUCCCCGACCCGGUCCUCGUUGUCCUCCAGCUGCCUCCCAUCUAUCUACCCUCAUUUGCAUCUCAACUCAUAGAACUCUGGGCCAUAGCUUUAAGCACGGCUCCCUUGUGGCACUUGCAACAGCCCGCCUCCUGGCCAACAUCUUCUCACCAGACUCUUUACCACAAUGGCCUCCAUGAACCGGGCAUCACCGGUUUCGAACACUCACGGGUUUUCACUAACUGAAAUGAUACAGAUGAUGUUUGUCUCGGGCGAAACUGGCGAACCCUCCCCAGAAACGACUACCCUCAUCGAGUCGAUUGUACAGGAUCAAGUCCAGCAUAUGCUCCGAGAAUGUAGCAAUCUGUCUACCCGCCGUGGUUCGCGAUUUGGAUCAAUAUCAACCGACGAUCUGUUUAUGCUGAUUCGGCACGACCGGGCAAAGAUCUCGCGGUUGAGGCACUUCUUGCAAUGGAAGGAUGUCAGGCGCUCCGUCAAAGACUCUGACGAUAAGGGCGGAGACGCUGGAGCGGAUGUGGGAGCUGGGGACGACCUUGCGGUCGGCGUUGUUGCCAGCGGCGCCGGUCCCGGUCCAGAAGCCGGUAAAAAAGCAAAGAGGGCCAAGGUCGACUUGGUUUGGGAAGUGCAAUCCUUCUUCAACGAGGUGCCCCCGCUCAAGGACGACUUGGAUGACGAAGAAGAGGAAGAGAUGAAUUUUGCCACACUCCAGCGUCUCAAGAAUGCCGACGAGCGUACGAAGAAUAUGACUAGGGAGGAAUACGUGCAUUGGUCCGACUGUCGGCAGGCCUCGUUCACAUAUCGAAAAGGCAAGCGCUUUAGGGAGUGGGCUGGCUUCGGCCUCAUCACGGACUCAAAGCCCAGCGACGACAUUAUCGAUAUCCUGGGUUUCUUGACGUUCGAGAUCGUGCAGACGCUCACCGAAGAGGCGCUCAAGGUGAAGGCUGCGGAAGACCUCUACAAGAAGACGACCGGCGGGGAAUCCCAGAACCGCUUGAAACGGAAACGUGAGCGUGGGCCUUUUGAUCCACCGGAGGAGGCUCGAGAGCCUAUUCAGCCUGCACACGUCCAGGAGGCCUACCGACGUCUGCAACGAGGAAACAACAAGAGCAGGGCAAUGCUGAACUUUACCAGAGCCGUCCCUCGCUCUUCACUCAGGCUUAUCUAAAGGAUGUUUUCGGAUGAUGCUCUCAGCGAAACGACCGCAAAUCGCACAACUCUCUGUUCUCCCAAUGUCCGGAGUGGGAUAACGGAGAAUGUCAAUCGGCCCCUAGUUGACAGUUUACGAUGGAAGUCAACGACAGCAUCUGACGGCUUGGGGUUCGGUUGUUAUCUCCCACAGAUUGAUGGAAAGACCCUGGCGGUUGCUCGGGAGUAGCUAUGAUUUAAUGAGGCGUUUCUGGUUCUAUACGGUCAACUCGAUACCCACAUGGACAGGCGGUCGGAGAAGAGUUUUUGGACUUACAUUCGGCUUACUGAGGAGAUGAAUGAUUAUCUCACUAUUCUUUUCCGGCACACUUAUGCGAACCGUCUGUAUUUCCACCAUUUUCCAAAAUAUAAUCAUGACUUCUAGUCACAAUACACACAUAUGGUGAGCGAAGUUUUGGG
This is a messenger RNA of Westerdykella ornata, 1928 nucleotides long. RefSeq names its product TFIID-18kDa-domain-containing protein. Gene Ontology annotation, biological process: transcription by RNA polymerase II. Gene Ontology annotation, molecular function: protein heterodimerization activity; transcription coregulator activity. Lineage: Eukaryota; Fungi; Ascomycota; Dothideomycetes; Pleosporales; Sporormiaceae. The transcript is spliced from 2 exons. The record is from RefSeq and is a predicted model, not a curated record. Gene Ontology annotation, cellular component: SAGA complex. Bases 490 to 1488 code for a protein of 332 amino acids.